Molecule: messenger RNA, 1659 nt
Organism: Alternaria metachromatica
Lineage: Eukaryota; Fungi; Ascomycota; Dothideomycetes; Pleosporales; Pleosporaceae
Exons: 4
Coding region: 1-1659 (552 amino acids)
Biological process (GO): intracellular protein transport
Cellular component (GO): endomembrane system
Molecular function (GO): GTPase activity; GTP binding
Source: RefSeq, a predicted model, not a curated record
AUGUCCAACAGCCUGGAAGCAAAGAUCGUGGUCCUCGGUAGCCAAGGAGUUGGAAAAACUUCUCUCGUCCACCGAUAUGUCAAAAACGCUUUUACGCCUCCCACGACACAGUCCACCGUGGGUGCUUCCUUCUUGACAAAGAGGGUUGUGGAUAUCGACACCUCCACAGUGGUUCGGUUACAAAUAUGGGAUACCGCGGGCCAGGAGCGCUUCCGGUCCAUAUCCAAGCUGUAUUAUAGGGGCGCAAAUGCUGCAGUACUAUGUUACGACAUCACCGAUCCAUAUUCGUUCGAGGAGAUGGGCCGCUGGUUCAAGGAACUCAAGACAAAUCUCGGAGAGGACGUGAUCCUCCACGUUGUAGGAACAAAGUCAGACGUCGUAGCCGAAGACCCCACCAAGCGAAAAGUGCCCUUCGAGCGCUGCAUCGAAUACGUCGCCGAGAACCUCCACCCCACACAGAACGGACAACCACACAGUGCUGCAGCAAGCGGCUGGGGCUCUGUACCGGCAGCCUUCCACAGCGGUAUGGCGUCGCCACAGAGCAACCGGUCGAGCGGCUUCUGGGGACAAGACCUCGGUUGGGACUGUUGCCACGAGAUCAGCGCCAAAGAUGGCGAGGGUGUAGACGAAGUCUUUCGCGUCAUCACUCGCAAGCUGGUGGAACAGCAGCAGAAGAAGCUCGAGGAAGAGCAACGGCAAUACGCCAUGGCUGGUGUCACCCCUGCCAUGGACAACAACGGGAAUGUCGCUGGAUACUUCGAUUACCCUGGAACGGGUAAUGGAAGCUUCCGCUUAGGCACUGGUGACAAGAGGCGAAGCUGGCUGGGCUUCCCUACUACACCCAACGUCGCUGGACAUCAGCAAGAUUGGGAAGAAGACAUCAAUCGGGCGCAGAAGAGCAAGAGUGGCAGGUGCUCAUCUAAUGAAGACCCAGCGAAGGAGAUCCAGGAAAUGCUGAAGCAGAUUUGGGAAGCUCCUGCAGCUUUCCAUUCGGGUGAGCCGAGUACCUCGAUCUACCGUCGUUUUGGCUACCUCCACUCCCGCGUCAUCCUCGAGCUCCAGGAUCAGUUACGCGAACUGGAAGAAGACCUCAAGAAUCUGGAUGAUCGUCAUGCCUUCUCUGAUGAUCCGACGGAGAAGCUCCGUGUCAGCUCCCGAAUAGCUGAUCGAGAUGCUGCUUGGCAAGAGUACCAAGCUAAACGGAAACGCCCACCGACCGUUCGUUCCAACGGUGAGGCAAGCAACAAUGCAGCUCACGUACCAGAUCAAGAUAAAGAUGAACAGCCGAGCGAUACUUCGAUCAUAAGUGAUAGAGCCAUACUUUUAGCUAACAUUGAAGACCGUCUCAUCAGAUACGACAGGAUCUUGCUAAAAGCAUCUCAGCUCAAUGAACUUCAGCGGCCCAGCAAUCGUGACUGGUCAAACAUGCGUUUCUGGUAUUGGAUUACGAAACCUCUGUCGAACGUGCGAGAGACAUUCUUCGUCCAAAUGAAGGACGAUCUGAUCACUUUGAAGCCGAAAGAUGAGACUGGAAAGCUUGAUAGCUGGAUUGAUGAAAUCAUUAUCCGACUGCCUGAGAGAAUGGUCGCCGUGAGUGUUUUAAUCAUACACUGGGGACGAGGAAAGCUUGCUGACCUCUCGCGAUUAGUUCUUCAUUGA